GUGUGUGUGUAGAGUAGAGCUGCUUCACCCACACUUUCCUCAGUAAGAGAACACACUCAGAGAGGAACAAUGUCGGAGCUGCUGAGAAUACUGCUCCUCUUACUGCCUGCCAUCCUGCACACAGCAAAUGGAAAUUCACUGGCAAUGGAAACUUGGUGCCUCCGGAGCUCUGAUGGUCUCAGUGACAUGGAGUUCAUACUGUCUUACAUCUUCAAUAAGAUCAACUACAUGGAGUUUAACAGCACUCUGGGGAAGUAUGUGGGAUACACUGAAAUAGGCAUCAAAAACGCAGAGAGAUUGAACAAAGACACUGCACUGCUGGAAUCGCGGAAAGCCGAAGUGGAACGUUACUGUAAGCCCAAUGCUCAGAUUUACUCCAGCGCCGUCCUCAGUAAAGCGGUUGAGCCCCAGGUUGAGGUCACUUUGGUAAAGAAGUCAGAUGGCACUCACCCAGCCAGGCUGAUGUGCAGCGCUUACAGCUUUUACCCACCAAACAUUGAGGUGACCUGGCUGAGAAACGGUCAAAAAAUAAAGGGAGGUGUAACGUCCACUGAGGAGAUGGCUGAUGGAGACUGGUACUAUCAGAUCCACUCACAUCUGGAGUACAUGCCUGAAUCUGGAGAGGAGAUCUCCUGUGUGGUGCAACACGCCAGCUUCCAAAAGCCCAUGGUCUAUAAGUGGGAUCCCUCGAUGUCUGAACCUGAUAAGAGUAAGAUUGCUAUCGGGGCUUCAGGGCUGGUGUUGGGGAUCGUGCUUUCAGCUGCUGGAUUCAUCUACUACAGGAAGAAAUGCUCAGGACGGAUCCUGGUGCCGACAUAAACACAGGUCUGUGAGCAGAGAAACACUGGAGUGUUUGCUGAAAUCGCUUUAUCUGUUAAACAUCUGCUUUAUUCCGAACAAUUAGAACCUGCUGAGAAAUGAGCAUUUCAUAAUAUGUGCAUCUGCAUCUGUAUUAUCACUUUCCUUAAUGUCAGACCAGCUUUCUGUCAGAUUUUGCUGAAACUGAUGUUAAAUAUCUUGAUUAUAGGCUUUAUAAGAGUUCUUGAGUAGAAAUUUGACAAACUGAGCUUAGAUACUACAUUCAGCUUAAAAAUGUAUAAAUUAAUUCCUUAUAAUGCAUCUGAAAGUUAUGAAAUAAUUAAUUACUAUUACAGAAGUAAAUGUAGCCUUGUAAAAUUUUCAUUAUUAAAUCAUUAGCGCCCCCUACAGUCUAUUUUAACCUGGAUCACUUCCUCAGUUUUAGUGAUGCUGUUUAUUACGAUUCAAUACUAACAGUUAUCUGUAAAUUUCUGGUUUUGUAUCAUCAAUCACUUAAAUUUCAUUUUAAUGGUAAGAACUGGAUUGAUUUUUGAUUCUGUAUGGAUGCUGACUCUUAAUAAACUUUUGGUUGUAAAAGAAA
Molecule: messenger RNA, 1399 nt
Organism: Neoarius graeffei (lesser salmon catfish)
Lineage: Eukaryota; Metazoa; Chordata; Actinopteri; Siluriformes; Ariidae
Product: HLA class II histocompatibility antigen, DR beta 4 chain-like
Exons: 6
Coding region: 70-819 (249 amino acids)
Biological process (GO): positive regulation of T cell activation; antigen processing and presentation of exogenous peptide antigen via MHC class II; peptide antigen assembly with MHC class II protein complex
Cellular component (GO): MHC class II protein complex; membrane
Molecular function (GO): MHC class II protein complex binding
Source: RefSeq, a predicted model, not a curated record